Molecule: messenger RNA, 1420 nt
Organism: Saccostrea echinata
Lineage: Eukaryota; Metazoa; Mollusca; Bivalvia; Ostreida; Ostreidae
Exons: 2
Coding region: 160-951 (263 amino acids)
Molecular function (GO): nucleic acid binding; zinc ion binding
Source: RefSeq, a predicted model, not a curated record
AAGUAUUUAUAGUAUCUAAGAUUUGAUUGGGUUUUAACGAUUGAUAUGAGUGCAAAUGAAAUCGUGCGGAACAGGUAGUUUACCUGUGUCCAGGUAUUAAGAAUUAGAGGUUAUUCGAGGUUUCGCUGCGCUUAGUGCAACAAGUAAAAAGUCGAAUAGAUGUCUCGGCAAAAAACAGAUUUCUUGGCCCAAUACCGGGAGGAAGAUGAGUCUCUAGACGAAACUCUACUACAAGAAACCGCUGGUGAACAGAAAACCACUCGCAAGACGGCAAAUUCUGCGGAGACCUUUGGACACUCUAGCCCCCGUGUAAGUGCGGACUUGGCCGAUACCUUCAACCUGUUCAAGUCAUACCUGGACAACAAACUAGAUACUCUCAAGGAGGAACUCUCUACGGGUAACGACAUCGAAAAUUUAACAAAAACCAUUAAAAAAGAGGUCUCUGUAAAAUUCAAGAGUGAAGGGAACAAAAUUCAGUUUAACUUUAAUACUGAAAUAUUGGGUGAUUUGAAUAAACUUAAAAAGCGCAUUUCAGAUUCUUCCACUUUGAGCAUCGUUAGAGAGCUCAUUUCCAAGGUUACUAAGCGUAACAAGCUCAUCAGGAUUGCCGAUAAAUCUCCGGCCGGGUGGUCGACAGUCCGUGAGUAUGAAAGUGAUGAUUUGGCGUCCGACUCUGAGGACGAAAAACGUCUACGUCAAGCUGAAAACCGAGCAUUACGAGCUAUCAAGGACAAACGCCGUUUUCAGCCAUACUCCAAGUCUGGUUCUGCAACAACUUCGCUACCUGAUGGUAGGUCUGGUGGUUCUGGCCGUAAUUGUCGUCCCUACAAGCGUAAGGAGGCCUCUCCAUACGACGUGUGCUACAACUGCCAUAAGCUCGGCCAUUGGAAAUCCGCAUGCACUGCCCCAGCCAGAACCAACAACCCAAGCACAAGCUCGUCAACCCAGUGAUUAUGAGAAUCAUACCACCACGCAUGAGACUGAAUAAUAACAAAUCUGCAAUGAAAAACCAACAAUUUGUUGAUCAGUCUGUUUCAGAUCUUUUUGAGAGCGGCUGCGUACAAGAGGUUCCCUUUCAGCCACAUGUGGUCAGUCCACUAAGUGUUGCAGAAAAUAAAGGGUCUGGUAAAAAGAGACUUAUUCUGGAUUUGAGUCAAUUGAAUUAUUUUGUAGACAAAAGAAAAGUAAAGUUUGAAGACUGGCGUAUUGCUUUGAAUUUUUUCAAUAAAGAUUGUUUUCUGUUUAAAUUUGAUCUAAAGUCAGGCUAUCACCACAUAGAUAUUUGUAAAAGUCAGAUUACUUUCCUUUCAUUCAGUUGGAAAGAUAAGUUUUAUUGUUUCAAUGUUUUACCUUUUGGUCUAACGUCUGCGCCUUAUAUUUUUACCAAGUGUCUAAGACCCAUCGUGAAGUACUGGAGAAG